This is a messenger RNA of Cladocopium goreaui, 6854 nucleotides long. The record is from the annotation of a GenBank genome assembly. NCBI's taxonomy places the organism in Eukaryota, Dinophyceae, Suessiales, Symbiodiniaceae.
AGGAUGCAGCGGCCAAGGAGGAGGUUCACCAGGCCUUCAGCCAAGUGAUCCAGCGCCUUUGUGCCCGCCUGGACGCGGUGGAUUUCAAGCUGACGGCCGCCUUGGCAGCUGGAACGCCCUGGGCAUCUCUGGAGGUGCUGCGUGCACAUCGCAUCAAACUCGAGAACAUGGGACGCAUGAACUACGCCCUGCAGUCAGUCACAUCGACCUUUCAAUCCUUUUUCUAUGAGGAGAAGGAGGACAAGAGCCAGUUGAAGCAGGAGUGGAAAGAACACCACUUCGCCCUCCACGUCUAUCGAAAGCACAUUAUCGAGUCCGCCCUCAGCUCCCCCAAGCCUGCCAGCCGUGCUGCGGCGGAAGCGGCAUUGCAGGAGCAGCAGGAAUGCUCCCGCUGGAGCGAUGACGAAGGCGACCAAAGUGUCUCCGAAGCCAAGACGGAAUCUGACGUGCCUGAAAUCAUUUGCGAUGUGGUGGAGGAGUCUACAUUGGCAGACCUCUCUGGUUUCGUGGCCUAUUGCGAUCCGCUACAGACGCCACCCGUCUUAGCCGCAGCGAUGGUGCAAUCUGUGCUGUUGAAAGCGGAGACCGAGCGCGCGCGUUUGCUCUUCGAAGCGGUCUUCGUUCGCUCGAGGAAGGCCCAGGCGAUGGUGGUGGCUGGGAGAAUUCCAGUGGACUUUCUCUCCUCUGUGAAGAUGCACCGUGUGGCUUCCGUGGUGCUGCGACGUCUUUUGGCCAGGUAUGAAUCCCUCAGCAGGGCUGACCUGUGUCAUCUGCUGGACAACGUGCUCCUGGAGGACUUCAGGGAAGAAAAGCACUGUCACGACCUGGUCCUAAACAACGCCCUGGUGCAGUUCGUCUUGACUCCACUCAAAGUGGGGCAAUCCUCACUAAUGAGUGGUGUGGAGCGUGAGUUGGAUGUGGCCUUAAGUUUGGGCAGCAUCCACGCUUAUCCGAAGCAGCCAUGGGAAUCGAACAUCUUCUUGAGGCAAGUGUUUGGCGAUCCGACGCACUUAUCGUCUCCUGCUUUGCCCUCCUUGCGUAGCCUUGUUGUGCCUCCUCCUAGCAAACGUGCAAAGAUUGAAUCAUUGCCGGUGUGUCAGAAGAAGAUUGUGGUUCGUGAUGCUGUGUAUGACCAGACACAGCAGCACGCGGACGCAGAGAGAGCUUCUGCACUGAUGAAAUGGUGUGACAUCUUUAUGUUAGAUCCUGAGGCUACUCCACCGGGAAAAAUGCUCUUGCGAUGUGCAGGUUCAGGUGAGUCAGCCAUGCGAGUCAUGGAGGACCUUUUUAGGAAGAAGGCCACUUCGACAAUCAAGCAAAGAGUUGGAUCCUUGGGACUUUUCCUGGCAUGGUUCAAAGUGCAGAAACCCAGUGACCCCUUCUUCCCCAUUGAUGAAGAAGCUCUUUACGAAUAUGCGUGCGACUGCAGGGAUCAUGGUAAGAGUGCUUCGCGUGUGGAGACUUUGCUGGGGACCUUGAAAUAUGUUGGAAAUGUUUUUCAGUUUCCAGGUGCUCUGGAGGCUGCUGCAUCUCCCAGAGUUGAAGGAGCAAGUCACGGCUUGUUCUUGACCAAAGCACCUCGAGCUAGGGCAAAGGAGUUGAGCCCGUCUAUGCUAUGCUGGCUUGAAGUAGCAUGCUUCGCCUUGCCCAGCACUUUCGACCGAGUGGUGGCAGGGCUUUGUAUGUUGUGUGCUAUGGGCAGAAUGAGGGCAUCCGACGCUAAUAGGCUUCGGCAUGCAUCCUUGAUCGGCCGCUACUAUGAAGGUGCCUUGAGCCGGACUAAGACGGCAAAGAGCAAGGAGAAAGCGACAUCCUUCUUGCCACUAGGCUGCCCUGCCUUUGGCCUCUUAGGCAGGAACUGGCUGCACGAAUUCCUGCUGUCCCGAAGUGAGCUGGGCUUGGAUGAAGUACCAAGCUUGGCAUCGAGGUCCAAUGAUGUCGGCUAUGUGCUGGUGCCGAGUGCUUCGUCUUUCGAAACAGGUGACAACCUCCCCUUGAAGUCGUCGGAGCUGUCGGACCGCUUGAGGGCUAUCUUGGGCCUGGGCUUCAGUCAGCAAGAUAUAGAGGGAAUCAGUAGUCACUCGCUGAAAGCCACUCUUCUUUCCUACAUGAAUGUCUGGGGAAGUACCUUCGAAGUGAAUGAGAUUUUAGGCUUCCAUGUCAACAAGGAGCAUGGUUCAGCCCUAAAUUAUACCAGAGACGCGUUGAGUCAUCCCAUCCGGCAGCUGGUGGGCAUGUUGGCAGACGUUCAUGAUGGCCGCUUUGUUCCUGAUGCCCCUCGUGAUCAUGUGUUUCCACAGGCCGAUAUGAUUCUGCCAAUGAACCAAGUGUUCGAACAGCAUGUUGGGAAAUCAGUGCCUGAAGUGGCAAGGAUCAUGAUGGGAGACAGGACGCGCUUCACUGUAGAGGAAGAUGCAAAGGCAAAUGACAGGCUUGGCAGGAUGUUGGUAUUAGCAGGCAUACCCAGGACAGGGCUGGUGGAGCAUCUCAGCUCGACUGAAGAGUAUGCCCUGUACCACCCCUCUGUGGGAGUCUGGAACGAAGAAACCCAGGCUGCAAGCAAAGCACAGACCAUUGACAGCUCCAGCUCCUCUAGUGAGGAAUCGGACAGUGCAAGUGGCUCCUCAAGCGAGGAAGAAGAGCAAAGUCACGCUCUUUUAGCCUCAGCUCUCAAGCGCGCCGGGAAGUCCGGGGAAGAAGUGCGCAGAGAGAAGCAGGACCGUAGUGAACAGAUCCCGCAGACAUGUCACGGCUUACAGAAUGUUGGCUACUUAGGUAAAAUGUUGGAUUCGGCUGCUGCUUUCAAGGAUCGUGCUGCCAGCAUCGGAGUGACUGCAGCUGAGCUUGCGAGACUAGAGGUGCUCAACCUGGACACCUUUGGGAAGCUGGCAUAUGGAUGCAGCUAUGUGCCAGGACAAGCGGACGACCAGCCGCUUCUGACGCUUAUAGAGAGAGUGUGUGAAGCUGCGCCACCCCCAGAGGAACGUGUGCCAGUCAUUAGACGCCUUUUCUUCGAGAGCUACACAUUGGCCAAUGCAGACUUGAGGUGGGAACAGUGCACAAAACGAGAUCAAGAGCUUCUUGGAAUUCGACAUGACCCUCUGUGGAAACCUGGUGCAGAUGGAGUUGUGCGAGAGGUCAGACAGAAGGAAGAAGCCCUUGCAGACACCAGUUCUGACUUGCACCUGAAGUACUGUUUGCAGCGCAGGAGUCUGGCGCUGGAUCAGGCUAGGAUCAUCGACUACGAAAAGAUGGAGCGUUGGUCCAGGACUAUGCUGGAAGCUUACUCAGCACUUCCAAUCGAUGGCUACAAGAAGGUCAGUCUGGAUCAAAUCCAAAGGGCAGAUUUGGAACUCUUCAAAUUCCUCAUGAAGCACAGCAGGGAAGGAAUCCGUCCCAGUGGUGGUGUGGCCCCCCUUGAAGCUAUCCUGGAUCGUGCAAUCACUUCAGCGGAAAUUCGACUGCGCCUUGCUCCGUUGCCAGCAGGGUCAGGCAGUGGCAUCAAGCGAAAGCAUGAUGACUUGGAACCGGAGACCGCCAACAAAGCCAAGCACUCGCCGGAUGACAUUGCCAAGUUGAAACGCACCAUCGAGAACCUCACUGGGCAAGUUCGCAAUUUGAAAAGUCGUGGAUCGUCGAAACAGCCACCAACAGGCAAAGGAAACAAAGGCCUGGGUCGUGGAAGCAAAGGCAUGAUGGGUCGCUCUUACAAGUCUACGGUGAAAAUGCCCCCAGAGCUUGUUGGGCAGUCUCCCAUGACAGAUCAGGGAGAGCCUAUUUGCUACAGCUACAAUUUGGAUGGCUGUAACGAGGCGGCCCCUGGACAGCGCUGCCCACGAGGUUGCGCGCGUCUUUCUGCCUCUCUUGCAGCCAAAGGUUUUAGAGCAAUGGCAGUGGAUCAGAAGUCCAACAAGCAUAAACAGGCUUAUGCCACAGUGGCCUUAGACCUUGCUAGUGAAGAAGCGGUAAAAUUUUUGCUGUCACUUCUGAAGCAGCCGGGUCGAGUUUUCUAUGUGCAUGCUGCGCCUCCAUGUGGAACGUGUUCUCGAGCCAGGGAGCGUCGUCUCAAGAGAGCAGUGCGUCGCCUUGGAGUGAAGGAGCCUUCCCCUUUGCGGAAUGCACAAUUCCCACAUGGUCUACCCACAUUGCAAGGCACUGACUUGAAGCGGGUCACCCUGGCCAACCGCAUCUAUGCCAACAUUGCAACAGUGUUGUCCCAAGCAAUCAUUGCCGGUGCCUACGUUUCUGUGGAGAACCCUACUCGUUCCUGGAUGUGGCAAACGAGUUGGAUGAAGCAGCUCAUUGAACGAUUCAACCUGCGUGCAGUGACUUUCCAACAAUGCAUGCAUGGGGGAAAGCGUGACAAGUGGUCUACGUUUUACACCAACGCGCCCUGGUUGACCUUCUUGGCUAUGGAAUGUGAUGGGCAACACUCUCAUCUGCCGUGGGGUGUCACCAAGGAUGGCAAAAAGUAUAAGUUCAAUACUGCAGAAGAAGCGGAGUACCCUCCUGUCUUGUGCGAGCGGAUAGCAGCUGCCACCUCAGAGGCAGCCUUGCAUGCAGGUGUUCAGGAAGUGGUACCUCUGCCGAAAGCCCCUUCUCGACCAGCCCCUUCAAAGAUGGCUGCUGCCGGUCGACAGCCACGUGGAAACCGCCUGCCAGAGGUGAUUUCCGAAUACAAGAGUACCUUCACCGUGACUUGGCCUUUUGCCAAGCCUCUCAAACUGCCAAGGCUGUUAUCCUCUGAGGAAGCAGCCUUCUUUGGCGUGCCCGCUCACACCAAAGCCCUCACAUGUGAAAAGCGGCAAGGAGCUGAUGAUGAGGGCCAGAACCCAAUGAAGUUGUGUGCGAAGCUCGCCAUCCUGAGGACAGAGGCGGAAUUCGUGGAAGAGGCACUGAAGUUGAGUCACCCGUUUGACUCUUCGGAAGCGGUGACAGACGACAUCAAGAUGUACAUCUUUGAACGGCAGAAAGCCUUGGAAUACUAUGCCAAAAGAGCUGUAGAACUUCAAGAAGAAGAGGAAAAGCUGCACGCCCAGCUGCCAGCAAAUAGAAGAGCCUUGGUUGAGGACAAGAGAGGCCUUCUUUUGGCCGAGAUGUGCCGUGAUGCUGGUGUCCACGAUGAUGGUUUAGCAGACUUGCAACUGUCGGGAGCCCCCUUGACAGGGAUUUCAGGUGCAACAGGCCUUUUUUCUCCUGUUGAACAACAACCUCCUGCCAUGGAUGACACCCAGCUCAUGAAAUCCUCGAGAUGGAGCAGGAAGAUGGUUGCAGCGAAGGAUUCAGGUGUAGCAGAUGUCAGCCUGCAGGAGGAGGUGUGGAACAUCACCAUGGACGAGGUGAAAAGAGGAUGGCUCCAAGGGCCCUUGACAGAGCCCCAAGUGCGAAAAGAACUAGGGCCACUUUAUGUGGUGUCACCGAGGUUCGGCUUGAGGCAGUCGGACAAAACUAGACCCAUAGAUGAUAUGUCGAUCAGCUUGGUGAACUCGAGCUUCUCGGCAAGCUACCUUUUGGAAUUGGAUGGAGUCGAUGGAGUGGCAGUUCUGGCAAGGACAUUCGCAGGUGCAGUGGAUGACAGUGGUACUGUUCGCUUAGCGCUCAGUGAUGGCCAAGUCAUAGAAGGCGAGCUUCAUCCUUCCCUGAACUUGGAUGAGGCCAGGAGAAUUCUUGGUCGCACCUUGGACCUGGACUCGGCCUACAAGCAGCUGCUUGUGCGUCAGUCAUCGCUAUGGGCAAGCGUCUUGCAGGUGAGGAAUCCAAGUGGUGAGCCUUUUCUCUUCAUUUCGCAGGUGCUGCCAUUUGGAGUUUCGGCCUCAGUUUACUGCUUCAAUAGGUUUUCGAAAGCUUUGCAGAUGAUUGGUGCUCGCUUAUUUUCACUUGCCUGGGUGUGUUAUUUCGAUGACUUCACGCAGUUUGAUUUGGCUGCCAUGGGUGACUCUUUGCAAAUGACGGCGGAGAAGUUUCUGGAUUUGGUGGGCUGGAAAUACUCCGUAAAAGAAGCAAAACGAAAGCCUAUGUCUCCCAUUUUCUCGGUGCUAGGAGUGGAUGUGGAUCUGAGUGCCAGCAAGUCUGGCUUGGUUUUAGUGCGCAACAAAGAGUCGAGAGUUAACCAGAUUCAGCUUGAAAUCUCAGAGAUUGUAAGCUCCAGAGCCUUCAGCUCCGCUACUGCCUCGUCUUUGCGUGGUCGAUUGCAGUUUGCUGAAAGCCAGACUUUUGGGAGAGCUAUCAGCUUGUUCAUGCGCUCUUGCAACUCCAGAGCUACCGGGGCCAAGCCGGGCUCAAACUUGGAUGAUGACAUGAUGAAGGAGCUCCAAUGGGCGAAGGGCUUCAUAGCAGAAGAUUGUCCACGAAUCCUGAAAGUUGACCAAAGCAGUGUCAGAGUAGUUAUCUUCACAGAUGCAUGCCUGGAAGACAACGACAGGACGGCUGGCAUUGGCAUGGUUGCCAUGGUGUGUCGUGAUGGCAUUCCUACCAAAAAGUUCUUCCUCUCAGAGCGUGUGCCCAAGGAAGUGUUGGAAAAGCUUCAAGUGAACACGCCGAAAGUGAUUGCUGGCCUGGAGCUUUUAGCUGCAGUGAUGGCAGUUGAUCUACUCAAAGAUUUUUUGGUAGCAAGGCGUGCCUUUCUUUUCAUCGACAAUGAAGCUGCGAGAGCUAGCCUUCUUUCCAUGUGGUCACCUAUCUUCACUCAUGCUCGAAUGCUUCAACAUCUUUGGGAUUUAGUGAGAAGCAAGUCGAUCUUCAUGUGGACGUCGCGCGUGCCGUCGCUGUCAAAUGUGGCUGAUAAACCAUCGCGUUUCGAAAUUGUACAGCUUGUGGAGGCAGGUUUCAACAGAAUGCGACCCAAAUGGCUGUAG